Paramecium octaurelia is the source of this 561-nucleotide messenger RNA. Lineage: Eukaryota; Ciliophora; Oligohymenophorea; Peniculida; Parameciidae. The record is from the annotation of a GenBank genome assembly.
AAUUAAUAUCUUGAAUCAAUGACACAUAGUUAUGGUUUGAAAAAGGGAACAAGAAGCAAGUUUGCAAAACCAUUCAGAGGACAUGGAAAUAUAAGCAUUCGUAAAACACUUCAAACAUUCAGAAGAGGUAAAUUAUUAUUAUUACAAAAGGUGAUUUCGUUGAUAUUUUGGUUGAUGGAGCAUAACAUAAAGGAGUCCCCUUCCAAUAUUAUCAUGGACGAACAGCCAGAGUUUUCAAUGUGAAUCCAAGAGGAAUUGGUGUCUCAUUAUAAAGAAGAGUAAGAGGAAGAUAUGUGGAGAAAAGAUUUCAUGUUAGAGCUGAUCAUUUGAGACCAUCAAAAUGCAGAGAGGAAUUUGUUAAAAGAGUUUAAGUCAAUGAUAAGAAAAAGACUGAAGCUAAUAAAUUGAAAUAACACAUCUCUACUAAAAGACAACCUGUGUUACCAAGGAGUGCUGAAAUUGUCAAACCAACAGCUACAAUCUUUUAACAUCCAAAAGCAUUUGUAGAAAUCAUUUGAAUUAUAAUAUCAUAAGUAUAAUAAUAUAGUAAUUUGUUAUAAA